Messenger RNA from Pyrus x bretschneideri (Chinese white pear), 885 nucleotides. RefSeq lists its product as uncharacterized. The record is from RefSeq and is a predicted model, not a curated record. NCBI's taxonomy places the organism in Eukaryota, Viridiplantae, Streptophyta, Magnoliopsida, Rosales, Rosaceae. The transcript has a single exon. The coding region runs from base 1 to 885 and encodes 294 amino acids.
AUGGCUUCGAGGUUUGCGCUUUUCACAGAGGAGAAGUUCAAACGGUUUCACAGCAUCGACCGAAAUCUGUACACAAUUCUGGUGCUGAAGCUCUUCCGGGACCCACUGGAGUCCAUGCAGGUACUGGCCCUGUGGCUCUGGCUGGAGAGAGUUGGGUUCAAGAACGUGGUGAAAAAGAUGCUCUCUUUGCCCUACAUUUUGAUCAACGAGCUCGCUGACGAGUCCGUCACUUGUCUCGAACUCAUCAGCGGGACCCAUUUCUCUCUUCGGUCUGAGCAGACUGACAUCCCACUCAUACAGAGUUUUAUAGAGAAGGAAAUCUCAGUCCAGUUUUUUCACCAGAACCGGGACGCAGCGGCUCGAGACGUCACUAAGGCGGUCAACGAGGUCUGCCUCCCGGCUUUCGACGACAUCAUGCAGAAGGCAAUGCAGCGCGAUUGUGCUCAGAACUCUGCGGAUCACAGUCACGUAGUGUUACCUUCACAACCAUCGUCUUCGUCUUUAUUCCCAUUUUCUCUUUCAAUUAAUCAGCAACCUCUGCAGAGGAACGAGGCGACGCCACCACACGACAGGACGAUGUUUGUGACGUUCUCAAAAGGGUACCCGGUGCAGGAGUCCGAGGUGAGGCAAUUUUUCAAAAUAACUUUCGGGGCUCGAAUCGAGUCUGUGCAGAUGCAGGAGGUGCAGCCAUACGAGCAAUCACUGUUUGCGAGAAUUGUCUUCCACUCUCCGGCGACGAUCGAGGCCAUACUCAACGGGAUGAGCAAAGCCAAGUUCACAAUCAAUGGAAAACACGUUUGGGUGAGGAAAUAUGUGCCGAGAAGGACACGAUCUUUGCUUCCACCAAUGCUUUGGCAACCAGCAAUUGCUCCUUUUUGGGGAUGA